Messenger RNA from Fraxinus pennsylvanica, 1083 nucleotides. Lineage: Eukaryota; Viridiplantae; Streptophyta; Magnoliopsida; Lamiales; Oleaceae. The record is from the annotation of a GenBank genome assembly.
AUGACAUGCCGUUGGGGUGGAGAUCGAGGUUGUAAUGCGUCACCGGCUCUGUGGAGGAAUAUGGUGGUGCUACUGCCGUUUAGGGGAAAUGAAGAGGUGGUGGUGGAGUGGAGGGAGGUAGCCAGUAGGCAGACUUUACUAAUGAGUGAAUGUUUUUGCAUUUCGAUUACAGGCAUGUUAAGCUAUUUUACAUAUUCUCUCCACUUUGGAUCUGGUAGGGAUAGUGUUGGUAAUUCCAGCUUAAAGGUUCUUGGUUCUCACAAAUAUGAGCCUGAAGGAGGAUAUAGUAGGAAGUGGAUUAGUAGAUCUGUAAAUACAAAAACAGGAGGAAAAAAGGACACCUUCAGCAGCAAAACUAGUAUCAGACCUGAAAUAUCUGAAGAAACAAGUAGCAUUAAGUUAAAUAAAUAUGAAUUAGAAACAACUGAAUUAGAAAGAAGUCAAUAUUAUGUUCAGCAAAAGAUUGCUGACAACAAAGACUUGGAAAGGCUUGUAACAAUUAUUGCUUUUGAUAUUGAAACUACUGGAUUUGGCAGAGAGAAUGAUCGGGUUAUUGAGAUUGCCUUUCAAGAUCUACGAGGAGGAAAAAACAGUACUUUCCAAUCUCUAGUGAAUCCGGGACGUUAUGUGCCAAAUACACACAUUCAUGGUAUUUCAAACAAUAUGGUCAACAGAUCUGAUGUUCCCAGUAUGGAGCAGCUGAUUCCUAUCUUACUGAAGUAUAUCCAAAGCCGCCAGAUACCUGGUGGAGUUGUGGUUUUAAUUGCUCACAAUGCUCGGACUUUUGACGUCCCCUUUUUGAAAAGAGAAUUUAGUCGCUGCUCUUGCAAGAUUCCUCCCGAUUGGUUGUUCAUUGACACCCUUCCACUGGCUCGUGCAGUGAUGAAAUCUAAAGGAUCCAAAGUUCCAUCAAAAGUAUCGUUACAAGCCCUUCGGGAAUACUACGAUAUUCCAUUGGUUGGUUCAGCCCAUAGAGCCCUAUCAGACGUGCACUUACUAGCACUGGUUCUUCAGAGAUUGACACAUGACCUGAAAUUGCCAAUCUCUGGCCUACUUCAAAGCUCGUUUAAGGCCUCAAACUAG